Molecule: messenger RNA, 1772 nt
Organism: Pipistrellus kuhlii (Kuhl's pipistrelle)
Lineage: Eukaryota; Metazoa; Chordata; Mammalia; Chiroptera; Vespertilionidae
Gene: TRNP1
Product: TMF1 regulated nuclear protein 1
Exons: 3
Coding region: 149-832 (227 amino acids)
Biological process (GO): regulation of cell population proliferation
Cellular component (GO): nucleus
Molecular function (GO): DNA binding
Source: RefSeq, a predicted model, not a curated record
GGCCCCGGCGGCCGGCGAGGCGCUGGCGCGGGGGCUGCGGCCGCAUCGCUUGCAUCCUCGCCGUCCGUCCUCUGUCCCGCGGGGGCAGCCGGCCAAAGCCGAGGACCGACCGACCGACCGACCGCUGCGGACCGCCGGGGGGCGGGGGAUGCCGGGCUGCCGCAUCAGCGCCUGCGGCCCGGGGGCCCGGGAAGGGGCAGCGGAACCGGGGUCGCCGCCGCCGCCGCCCCGGGAGCCCCUGCCAUCCCCUCAGCCCCCGCCCCCAACUCCGACCUUGACCUCGACCCCGACUCGGGCCUCGCCGCCGCCGCCGCCGCCGCCAGAGGCGAUCCCGGCGUCGGCGGGCUCGGCCGAGGGGCAGGAGCUGCAGCGCCGGCGCCAGGGCGCUCACGGGGCUGCGGGGGCCGCCGGGCCGGCAGGGGGCGCGGCGGGGUCCGGGGGGCGCGCCCUGGAGCUGGCCGAGGCGCGGCGGCGGCUGCUGGAGGUGGAGGGCCGCCGGCGCCUGGUGUCGGAGCUGGAGAGCCGCGUGCUGCAGCUGCACCGCGUCUUCCUGGCGGCCGAGCUGCGCCUGGCGCACCGGGCCGAGAGCCUGAGCCGCCUGGGCGGCGGCGUGGCGCAGUCCGAGCUCCACCUGGCGGCGCACGGCUCCCGCCUCAAGAAGGGCCCGCGCCGCGGCCGCCGGGGCCGCCCGCCCGCGCUGCUCGCCUCGGCGCUGGGCCUGGGCGGCUGCGUGCCCUGGGGCGCCGGGCGCCUGCGGCGGGGCCGCGGCCCGGAGCCCGACUCGCCCUUCCGCCGCAGCCCGCCCCGCGGGCCCGCCUCCCCGCAGCGCUGACCGCCCGGCCGGCCGCUGCCCCGGCGCCGAGGACGGACUGCGGGCGCGUCCCCGACGCGGAUGGAUGGACGGACCGGUCGGUCACAGGAGCGCGGCCGGGCGGCCGGGGGACCGGGCCGAGAGGCUGAGCUGCUCAGACCCGUGGGGAUCCCAGCCAAGGACAAAGGCGCAAGGGAACCUCUGCUCAUCCCAGGAGCCCCCACUCCUUCCAGGAGUCAAUGGAGCCCAGCUCCAUACUAUUACCCCGGCACCUUCUCUCCAUAACGGCCCCUCUUCAGGAGCUUCACCCAGCAACUCUCUGGAUCUGAACUCCUGGGAUUCUGUUCCUUCCCUGAGCACCUCCUCCAGGAAGACUUCUUCGCCGGACCCUCCACAAGGCGGAGCAGGAUCCUGGGGAAGUUCCAGCACUAUGAAUUUCUUUGUGUAUGCCACAGUGACUUUGGCUUCUGUUGUACCAUUGGAAGACGCUGAGAUGCUAUCAGAUUAUUUAAGAGAGCAGCAAACCCUUUCCAAUGUGAAAGUGGAAAGGAUUUCUUUAAAAAAUAGAGUCAUCACUCUUAAACAAGUCACAACACGACUUGGCAGCUGCCCUUGCUUCUCAGUCUAACAGCUUGGAGACCUGUUGGAGGGGAACCAGUUUGAGAAAGCCCUGUCUUCCUCCUCCUCUGUUGGCGCCCCGUCCCCGUGGGAACACGCCUGUGGCCCCUCAGGUGGUCAGCUCUGGCUCCAUGGAGAAAGAGACGGUGGCUACAUAAUCCUGAGCAAAGUUUUAAAUGGGAAAAGGAACCACGCUUAUUCAGAUGUCCUGCCAAUAGAGGGAAGAGGGCCACAUUUACUCACACGCAACCAGAACUUGUAGAAUUCUGCAAAAUGAAUGUAUAUUGAGUCAGUCCCAUGAUUCAUGCAUUCAGGAAGAAUAAAUUUCAAUGGUGUGAGACAA